GACGUCAACUUGUUCCGUACCCCAGAUUCAGUUUAGCUUUUGAGACGGCAAGAACACUUUGUCGUCGUAAAAUAAUCUAACUCUACUGUCAACAGUAGGAGAGAGAGGGGAUAGUGAGAGGAGCUAUCGCCUGAAAGGCACCACGUGCUCACUUUGUUUAUGAGCAGGGAUUGCUGGGAAGCGGUACUCAUGGUAACCAACGUAAACACCAGCCAUCCUCCUUUUCUACCUCGUCUCGGUUUUAAAGCAGCGCCAAACUUGCAGAAAUGGAAACCAUGGAUGGCGACGAGGACCAGUAUUACGAGAAGAUCAAAACGAUCCAAAAAAGCAUGCACGAAAGGGAAAAACGGAGGCUGGAGCUGGAGAGGGACCUGUUUGCUUACUCAAGAUCUGAUAAAAGAAUCUCACAGAUAAAGUGUUCCAAACUGCGCAGUUAUCUCAAGGAAAUCUGUGACAGGGAAGCACGAGCGAAAAUGAGAAACCUUGAGCUUCUGAGAGAUAUGGAGAGCAUGGAAAUUAGCAUGAAGGAAUAUACUCCAGACCAUGGCCCUCUGCAACAACAAAAGACAGAGUAUUUCAAAAAGGUCUCCAAAAUUGUGGAAGCAAGGAAGAAAAAGCAACAAGAGCCUGAUGGGAAAAAGAAUGAAGCCAGACAUCACCAGAGCAGCUCCCCUUUUCACUCAGCUAAGGAUUUUACACAACCACCAACAGUCAUUUUUAUGGGCCACCAGACCUCCAGAGGGUCUGAUGCUGAAGCUGGCACCACAAGUGUACACUCACACCAAGCAUUGCAUCGUUCACCCAAUCGCAGCAUGCACUCCCGCGAACGUCUACAAAGUGGCCUUUUGAAGGACUUCAGAGUUGGAGGAGAGGAAGGCGCCGGCAACCGAGCACAUUUAUCAGAUGACAUUUCAGGCUCAAACGAUUCCCUUGACGGCUGUAAUUUCAGUGACAAACAUGAAAGAAGGAUGCCGGUGCUCCCAUCUGUUCGUGCCUUAACAGCCGCAGCUGGCAAUGUGCCUUUUAGAAGUGAUGAUGAACAAGAACCAUCACCUUUGAUGACCUUGACCAGGACUGAGAAGGAACUCUCUCCCAGCAGCAGUAGCCCCAUGAAGGCUAAGAAUUCUUCUGCAGAGCACACUGAGUCCCAAGAGGUGGCUCAUCAGCUGACCAUAAUGGAACAUGGAGAGCAAGGUCUUAGCCAUUUGAUACCUCAAACUACUUUUGGAAAAGAAGCUCAAGAUGCACCAGAGAGAAGUGACAGUGUCAGCACACCAAGCUCUGAUGUGCAGUUGUCAGAGAGUAGUGUUAGUGACCUGUCCAUCUCUCUGACACAAUCUGAGCUGGAAGAGGAUCCAGCAGAGGGUGUGGCAUCUGACAGGAGGACCACUUCUGGAGGGAAUGAUGAUGACAAUCAGCACAGUCCUGUAUCACCCAUGCACUCUGACGGGUCCAAGAACAUACCACAGUCAAAGUUUGAAGCCUCAGUGGUGACCUUGGGAAGUCUCUCGCAGGAAGGACUCUUUAAUCUGUUGGACCACAUUGAAGGACGACUCUAUGGUGAACAAACUACAGAGCUGUAUAGGGAUUCUUCAAUUGAUGCAAGACAACUCAAUAGAAUUAUCAGCCUUUGUAACAGCAGAGCGGACUUGAAUGACGAGGGCCUUGAAGCAUGUGGAGCAGUCAUCCUUCAUGAGCUUCAGAGGUUGUCAUGGAGCACGGCAAAAGGCUGCGUGCUUUCACAGAAUCUAGUGAGUGCUCACCAGUCCUGCACUGAGCCUAAUGAAAUAAGCGCCAGCCUCCCUCCUGAUGCCGCUCAGCUGUGGGAUCGCUGGUUCAAGCACGCCCUCCUGCUCAAGGAGCGCCGUGUCCUCAGCACUGAGGGCUUAGUCCAGCUGUUCACACCGCUGCUGCUGGAGCGCCAUGCCACAUACAGCCACCAGGCCAAAGUGCUGCUGAGGACACUUGUGUCCCGGUCCAGUGAGGAGUGCCCCUCAGCAGAGGACGAGAGCGACUUGUCUUCUUCGUGUGGUCCUCCUUCUCUCCUGGCUGACGGAUACGUGAAGCCCGCCAGGCCUGUACAGAAGCAACAUAUCCAAGAACUACAAAGUACUGAAGAGGACAGCCAGGACGAAAGCCCUGUGGAAAGUGUUCCUAUUAGAGAAACAAAAGCAUAUCAGUUGCUUAAACAAUCAGCCAUGCAGGAACGGCUUCAGAGUUCUGAAGAGGAGGAGGAGGAGGAGGAUAACGAUGGACUCACCGGAAUAAAUCAUGGCCAUGAAGAGGACCUGGGGAGGGCCAAAUGCUCCUCACAUCAAGACCCUUACCCUCGAAAGGAGAAGACUAACUCAAAGGCUCUUUCUGCUCUACAGUCAAAAGCUUUCUGGGGGGAAUCAGAUGACAGCAACUCAGAGAUUGAAGCAGCCCUAUGUCCUCGACCCUUCAACACAAACAAUGAUGACACUGACGACUUCUAUGACUGAGAUUUUCCUGCAGUUUUUUUUUUAAAUGCACUACAUUAUAUCACUGCACAAUUCAAGGCAGUUUGGCUGACAGUAAUUCACCUCUUGACCACUAUUUUAGUGGCCUGCAAUGUAAAUCAUAUGCACAGUGUAUCGUAAAAACAAAUAAUAAAGUUGACAGCUCUCACACUGGGUAAAGUACAUGAAGAGUUGUCCAACACUCUGAUGUUAA
Messenger RNA from Notolabrus celidotus (New Zealand spotty), 2694 nucleotides. RefSeq names its product kizuna centrosomal protein (gene kiz). The record is from RefSeq and is a predicted model, not a curated record. Bases 267 to 2483 code for a protein of 738 amino acids. Gene Ontology annotation, cellular component: centrosome. The transcript has 15 exons. Gene Ontology annotation, biological process: spindle organization. Lineage: Eukaryota; Metazoa; Chordata; Actinopteri; Labriformes; Labridae.